AGAGCUUAUAAGACACCGGGGCCCAGCGGCGCGGCGCGAGAAUCGAUAGUGAUCACCGCGAGGUGUACGAAAAAGCGAAAACCGAGAAAGAACCGAUAUCCGUCCCAUUGCGCGUCCGCGAAAAUUCGGCGAUGACUUAAGCAAUCGCGAUCACCGACGGAGUACGCAAGGACAUAUACAAAGCAUACACAAGGGCAAACAAUUUUAUAAAGCGCCUCCGCAACCCCCUGUCGCGCGUCGAUCACAUUUCGCGGCCGCGCGCGCGAUCAGAGAAGAGCACUUUCGAGAAGACAACAAGGGAGGAACGCGAACUCGGUGGCGCCUGAUAACUGUCGCUUCGAGAAGAAUCUCCUCCACCCUUGCGACAACGACGAGAGUACGAGAUACGAGGGAAUGACGGAAAGGGCUAGCCAACAAACCGCCGCUAGGACAAGCCUGUGUCUGCUGGCGGCACUCGUGCUGUCUUGUGCCAGCGGUAGCAAGAAGGUUCUCGCGCAACCCAUUGAGCCGUUGGCGCCGGGCUUCGUCUAUGGCGACAACUUCGCGGACGACCCGGAGAGUCUCAUGUUGCUGAAUCGCCUGAAACAGCUGACAGAACUGAAGCACCGCGUGGUUGAGAAGGAACACGAGAUCACCGACGUGCAGAUCGCGAUCCAGGCGAUGCUGGAGGCGAAGGCGCAGGAACGAGAGCGCACGAUCUCGCCGGAUUAUUCGGAACCGGAAGCGCUACCGGUACCCGCGGCUAUGAUCCACCACGGCAACCAGCAGCAUCCGGGCAAACGGCAGGGCACGAAUGCAGUCAGUUACAUGUCCCUGUGCCAUUUCAAGAUCUGCAACAUGGGACGUAAGAGGCAAUCGAAAUAAGUUCCCGCGCUGCGUGAAAGAGGCAGUCGCAAGAGUUCGAAGCCGGGCGCGGCGCGACGAGGACCGAAAAGCCGAGGAAGACCUCAUUGUGCUUUAAAGAAACAUUAAGUAAAAAGAUCAAUAAAACAUAGCUUGCUAUGGUAAAUCGAAAAUUUGGCGAGGUAGGUAGCGAGAACGAGCGGAUUUUCGUAAAAUUUUCAGCUUCAAGCAAACGGAAUUCACGAGGUAAUUGAAUAAGAAUUUUUCUUCUUGUCUUUUUCGAGGUGUAAAAUCAUAACGUGUACGAAUUUGUAUUAAUACCUCUCAUGAGGGUCUCUAAAAUGCGAUAUCUCGGAGAACGAGUGCGGCUGAAAUAUUCAACCAGUUUGACUUUUCUGACGGGAAGCCAAUAAAUGACGAAAAUAUAGGAGAGGACGAUUCGCGUCAGGAAAAUGUAUCUUUCGAAUGGAAAACGUUGUGUCGCUCCUUCUUGCUACGCCUUCGCGACAAUGAUUGCUACCAGUAUUACGGUUACACACACACAUGCGCGCGCCGCGGUGGAUCUCGCUGCAUAAAUUUUGCAAACGCGACGUGUCUCGCGAAUGAAACGAAAUAUGCGACGACCGCUCGACGAGCGCUUCCAUUACGAACGUCGAUCCUCAUCAGUCCCCCUCCAUGACCAUUUGUAACAAAACAUCGAGGCGAGACAACGCGCAGCUCUGCAUGUGUUGCGGCAGAAAGAAAAAAAAACAAUAAAAUAAAAUAUUCGUCGAAAUGUCAAAACCGUCCUCGGCUGCCAAGUGGAAAGCGUACCGUCCGACUGGUUCGGACGGGAGCUACGCGAGCUGGGGGGCUCUGGAACUACUGAAAUAUUCAGCAAAACCAGCGACGAGAUUCUAUCAAUGUUUAAGCAGCCACGUGAUAGAAAGUUAAUACACGAAUACCAGGGUUAAUCUCUUCUCAGACUGACCCUGUUUAAUAGCGUCUCGUCGACGAAAUGGAUCAUCGAGCGAUCUCUUUCCCGCAAAAUCACGUCGAGCAAAUUGGUCAGCUGAAUAAGCGAUUGCAAUUGGAAUCGGAUAAAACGAAUAAAAAGUGGCAAUGUCGUUGUAAUGUUUGUAACAACGGGAAAAUUUAUGCGGUGAAAUUCGAAGGCGGCCGAUCUUUCGAGGAGAGAAGCUCCGUUCCUCGCCUCGCGUCGCACGACGCUUGCGAACGCUUGCGACGUAGAGAUUUUAUUUAACACAGAGCUGAGAACGUGCGUUACACGAUAGAAAAUCUCGCGGUAUUGCUGCAACACGAGAUCCGUGACGAGGAAUUGUAAUUGCGCAAAGAUGUAGGAAAAUUGUGAAAAGCGAUCGUGAUCGAAAUUGAAGAUAUAAAGUGUGAGGCUCUGGAAUAUUGUCUCGUCUGUAUUUAUUAUUAUUAUUAUUACUCCUUAUUAAGUAAUACAGUUAAGCCGAAAGAAACGCGGGCGCCGAAUCCUUCCUUAAAAUGCCGUCGUGCGUGCACACGACGCGAUUGUUAAUUAUUCUGAGCGCCGUUAAUUAGAAAGAAAUCGAUGCGACUCGCAAGGGAGGCGCCCGUGUUCUUUCGUUAUUUAUGAAUCGUGGAAUCGAGCGAUCGAAUUGUUUCUUCGAGAGAAACGCAUCGCGGUAUCGUUCUUUUCCCCUCUUUUUUUAUUUAUUUAGUGCUUUAACGAGUAUCCCGUAGCUUCGUAUGUUAUGCCCGUGAAUUGUUCCCUUCGCGCGUUAAUUCAUAACCGACAUGCGCUUCCGUUUUUUUCGUUGAGUGUCGACUAAGCACGUCUCGUCAUUCGAUCGAGAGUCUCGAGUUCGGUUCACGUAAACCUCGAAUAAAGGGAACAUCUCUUCUUACGACGCGCAAAUCGACGUAUGUACCUCGCGUGAACAAUGAUAACAAUGCUAACAGAAAUAAAAGUGUAUCAUCAGAA
Ooceraea biroi (clonal raider ant) is the source of this 2797-nucleotide messenger RNA. RefSeq lists its product as uncharacterized. The record is from RefSeq and is a predicted model, not a curated record. NCBI's taxonomy places the organism in Eukaryota, Metazoa, Arthropoda, Insecta, Hymenoptera, Formicidae.